This is a messenger RNA of Saccostrea cuccullata (small rock oyster), 2694 nucleotides long. RefSeq lists its product as uncharacterized. The transcript has 9 exons. Gene Ontology annotation, cellular component: cytoplasm. NCBI's taxonomy places the organism in Eukaryota, Metazoa, Mollusca, Bivalvia, Ostreida, Ostreidae. Gene Ontology annotation, molecular function: 3'-5'-DNA exonuclease activity; nucleic acid binding. Bases 40 to 2694 code for a protein of 884 amino acids. Gene Ontology annotation, biological process: DNA catabolic process. The record is from RefSeq and is a predicted model, not a curated record.
AGACGAGAAGUCAAGGUCUGCGCGGUAACUUUGGUUGAGAUGGUGAAACCAAAGUACAGACGCCAUGGGUUCGUCUCGAAAAAGCAGAAGGAGAGAUAUGAUAAAGUAUCUGCAGGGCAAUUGACUCGAUGGAUUAGGGGAGCUAUCCUUACAGACCACAAUUACUCCGCCAGUGCAACCCCUGUCAGCGUUGAUCACGAUCACGAAUUGCCAAAUUUGAAUAUACUGGAAAGAGAGGAGGUGGUGGAUGGGGAAGAAGUGACUACAUCUGAGGAUUGGAAGGAGGGGAGGAGAGUAGUAGAACUUGGAGUGUUAGCUGAGGGCUUGCGGGGAUGUUGUAAAUGUGGCUUACCAUUACAACUUUCACACACUAUUUCUGUGUUGACAUAUGGUUUAGCUUCUUUGUUAAAGGUCUGUUGCAGCAAUACAAAGUGUAAUCAUAUUAACCAUGUAAAAACGGGGAAAAAACAUGGAAGAGUGUGGGAUGUAAAUACAAAGCUAUCAGCAGCAAUUGUACAUGUUGGUAUUGGUGCAACGCAAGUCAACAGUCUCCUUUCUGAGCUGAAUAUACCACCUGUAAGCCAUGCCAUGCUGGACAAAAGACAGAAAGAGAUAGGCAGAGCUGUUGAAGAUAUUGCUGCAGAGUCUAUGUCUGAUGCUUUGCAGAAGGAACUGGAAAUGAUGAAUGAAGAGAUGAACGAAAAUGGACUAGUUGUUGCUGUAGAUGCUGGAUGGCAAAAACGGGGUAGCGGAAAGACAUAUGAUAGUUUAUCAGGUCAUUGUUCCAUGGUUGGUCCUCUCUCCGACAAAGUAUUGUCAUACUCUCUGAGGUCUAAGAAUUGCAGAGUAUGCAGUGUAGCUGAAUCAACCAACAAGAAUCCAGCAGCCCAUGAGUGCUCAAAGAAUUGGGAGGGUAGUUCAAAGGCCAUGGAGGCAGAUAUGGUUAUUGAGAUGGUCCAAGAUCUACAGAAAAGUAAAGGAAUAACCAUUGAUGGAAUCAUUGGAGAUGAGGACUCUACCACUAUUGCAAGACUGAAAGCUAAUGUCAAUGCUGAUAUUAAGAAGUUGUCUGAUAAAAAUCAUCUAAAGAAACUGUUUACAAACUCUUUGUUUACCUUGAAGAAAAAACAUUCAUCUCUAACUUUGUCUGUGAUAAAGUACAUUCAGAAAUGCUUCAGUUACUCCAUAGCACAGGGAAAAGGAAAUGCUUCUCAAAUCAAAGAAGACCUUUCAUCAAUUCCAUUACACAUAUUUGGAGAUCACCAACACUGCUCCUCAAGGUGGUGCAACUUCAUUAACAACCCUAACCUGAGGUACAAGUCACUUCCACAUGGAAAACCCCUGAAAGAUAGGUUCCUUCAGGAUGAUCUGAAAGAAGUCUUCAGUUCAUAUGCAAGUCAUUCUGAUCGUCUUUCAUGCUUAGGAAGCACACAGUCGAAUGAGAGUUUUCACAGAAUGGUGUCUGCAAAAGCCCCAAAGACCCAUCAUUACAGCUCUUCUUCAAGCCUCAGAUAUAGAGUUGCUGCAUGUGUAGCCCAGAAAAAUGUUGGACACAGAUAUCUUGUAAAGGUUAACAAGAAAUUGGGCCUCUCUCCUGGCUACUAUACUCGACGACAGUGCAUUCUGAGGGAUUUACAAAGAAAGCGACAGAAGGCCAUUUCAGUGACACAGAAAUUUAAAAGGAGAAGGAGAGAAUUGAAAGCCAGGAAAAUUCAAAGUAUUUCUACAAAAGAAACAAGGGAAGGCAUCAGUUAUUUAACAGGAUGUGAUCUCCAGCAGGCCUCUGACAUCGUUGAAAUUCCAGCUCCAAAAACAAUUCCAAAGUAUGAUCAUCUCCCUUCAAGUCAGCUGUUAAAUGCUGAAGAGAUCUAUUUUGAUUUGGAAACUACUGGACUCGCAAGGGAUUCUCAUAUUGUGCAGUUGUCUGCAGUUAGAAAUGAUGAGGUUUUCAACAAAUACAUCAUUCCAGAAAAACCAAUGUCCUCAAAAGCUACAGAAAUUACUGGAAUAAAAGUAGUCAACAAUAAAAUGUACCACAAUGAUGAGGAAGUUGAGACAGUCAGCAUUAAGGAUGCACUGAUCCAGUUUAUAGACUUCAUGAAGAAAUCGGAGUCAGAUGCUGUUCUAGUUGGACACAACUCCAAAGUGUUUGACCUUCCUGUGCUGUUCAACAUUUUGAGUAAAUUAAACAUUUUGGAGGCAUUCUCAUCUGCAGUCAUUGGUUUCAUUGAUACCUUACCUCUUUUCAAAAUUUCGCAUCCAAACCUUUCAUCAUACUCACAGUUACACCUCUUCGAAGAAAUUCUACAAGACAAAUACAGUGCGCAUGACUCAUUACAGGAUGUCUUAGCCUUGAAGAGAUUGUUGGACCAUACAGGACCUUCCCCUGAAGUCAAACUUGCUGCAUCUUUCACUUCAAACUCUGCCUUUGCCAUAUUCCAUCACAAGAACACAACAAAAAGUCUAAUGAGCACACUAAAGCCUUUAUUGGACCAAAAGGUGAUUUCGAAUGGAAUGGGAAAUAAGAUUGCCAGCAGUGGACUCUCCUUAUCACACUUACAACUGGCUUAUCGCAGAAAUGGUAGGGAGGGAGUACAGGAUGUGCUGACAGAGAUAACAGAUAACAGUGUGCGUGUGACAAAAUCUAGAAAAAUCAUUGAUUCUGUUGCAGAUUUUCUCAGAUCUGAGCAGUAA